Messenger RNA from Penicillium subrubescens, 645 nucleotides. RefSeq lists its product as uncharacterized. The transcript has 2 exons. Gene Ontology annotation, cellular component: cytoplasm. Bases 1 to 645 code for a protein of 214 amino acids. NCBI's taxonomy places the organism in Eukaryota, Fungi, Ascomycota, Eurotiomycetes, Eurotiales, Aspergillaceae. The record is from RefSeq and is a predicted model, not a curated record.
AUGCCUCGCCGGAGAAUACGCGCCGAGGAUUUAGAUGACUGUAUUGCGCACCCGAAUGGCCGCAAGAAAACCGAUAUAUUUGAAUUCGGCCGUCGGGACCUAGCAGUCCCUCUGGAUGUGAUCUUUGGCCCAAUCGAGAAGGAGUAUAUCAAAACCGGCAAGAUCGGAGGAUUUGCGGUCUCCGAGGCUCGGGCUGAGACUAUUCAUGAGGCCGUGAAACACACUUGGGUCCUCGCCGUAGAGGCUGAGACAACCUACAGAGAGAGCUCAGCCCUCCAAAACACUAUGAUAGAUAUCAACAGAAAUAGCUUCUCUGCCAUCUCUACCGAUAUCCUAGAGAUUGGUGCCGUAGCUGGCUUGGGCCCGGAGGAAAACUUCGACAAAAAUGUGCAGCUGGUGGAGAAGGUCGAGGAGAUCGCGAAGAAGAAACGCUCCACCCCGGCCGAGCUCGCGAUCAACAGGACUACAGCGCCAUCUAGACGUCCCGGGAUUCCUACUAUCAUUCCUAUUCCCAGGGCCACCACUGCAGAACGAGUGGAGGAGAAUAGCAAGCUGAUUGGUACCUCGAACGAGGAGAUGGCUGAGAUUGACGAUAUCCUAGCCGUAUUACCCUUAGCAGGUGGACUAUACCCAGAGAUCUUAUAG